This is a messenger RNA of Brassica napus (rape), 696 nucleotides long. RefSeq lists its product as uncharacterized. The coding region runs from base 1 to 696 and encodes 231 amino acids. Gene Ontology annotation, molecular function: zinc ion binding; nucleic acid binding. The record is from RefSeq and is a predicted model, not a curated record. Lineage: Eukaryota; Viridiplantae; Streptophyta; Magnoliopsida; Brassicales; Brassicaceae. The transcript has a single exon.
AUGAGACUUUGUGGUGAAGAAGUAACCGAGAAAGAGUUACUGGAUAAGACCUUCUCUACGUUCCAUUCCACAAAUGUGUUGCUGCAACAGCAGUAUAGAGAGAGAGGCUUCACCACAUACACUAAUCUGAUCUCGUGUCUACUUCUGGCUGAGGCUAAUAAUGAACUCCUGAUGAAGAACAGUGAGAUGAGACCUCCAGGAUCAGCACCAUUACCAGAAGCUCACAAGGCUGAACAUGAAAAGAAAGAUCCCAAAGAAAGAAACCACGUCUAUAAUGAAAGGAGAUCACACGGCAGAGGCCGUGGUGGGUACAAGGGACGUGGUGGUCGUGACAACUACUCAUAUGGCCGAGGGUAUGGAAACCACAAUAAUCGUAGUCAUGGUUCCAGCUAUGGCCGUGGAAGAGCCAAUUUUGGCUGCGGUCGAGGCGUCAUAUCCAAGCCGUCUUACUCGACCAAAUCCAUUUGUCACAGGUGCGGGAUGAGUAACCAUUGGGCCAAGAAUUGUAGAACUCCUAAGCAUUUAUGUGAACUCUAUCAAGAGAGCCUUAAGAACAAGAACUCAGAAGCCCAUAUGUUCAUGACAAUGGGAAUGAUGCUGAUGAUGAUUUCGACCACGAAAAGGAUGAUCUUAUGGAUCAUGAGACAUCAGAUUGUCUUAAAGACUAAAUUCAAAUUUUAUUUGAUUGCUUUAUGA